Messenger RNA from Pyrgilauda ruficollis (rufous-necked snowfinch), 669 nucleotides. It is a transcript of the gene UXT, whose product is annotated as ubiquitously expressed prefoldin like chaperone. NCBI's taxonomy places the organism in Eukaryota, Metazoa, Chordata, Aves, Passeriformes, Passeridae. Gene Ontology annotation, molecular function: transcription corepressor activity. The transcript has 6 exons. Gene Ontology annotation, biological process: negative regulation of transcription by RNA polymerase II. The record is from RefSeq and is a predicted model, not a curated record. The coding region runs from base 168 to 581 and encodes 137 amino acids.
GGCGCGCGGGAAGGUUUUAUCGCCGGUAGAGCGGCGGGCAUGUCGCGACAUGCGACCGCGACAGGGAGGGAGAGAAGGACGGGGCGUGGACCUCCCGCCCGCCAGGGGGAGCCCGCCAGGCGGCAGCGCGGUGAUGACGCGCUUCCUGCGAUGACGUCAGAGGCAGCAUGGCGGCGGCGGAGAAGGCGCAGCGCUACGAGGCGUUCGUCAGCGACGUCCUGCAGCGCGACCUGAGGCGGGUGCAGGAGCAGCGCGACGCCGUCUUCGAGCAGCAGGCGCAGGUGCUGCAGCUCCGCUCCGCCCUCGCCCGCCUCCAGGUGGAUCUCGGCUGCAAUUUCUUCGUCAGCGCCGAAGUCCCGGACCCCCGGCGCGUUUUCGUGGCUCUGGGUUUCGGGUUCUUCGCGGAGCUGACGCUGCCCGAGGCCCUUCGGCACCUGGAGCGCCGCCUCUCCCUCCUGCAGAGGCUCAGCGAUUCCCUGACGCGCGACGGGGCCAAGAUCCGCGCCCACAUCCGCCUGGUGCUGGAGGGCCUGCGGGAGCUGCAGGGGCUGCAGGAGCCCCCCGUGACCUCUGAGCCCUGAUGGAGCCGCCCACCUGCGCUGGCCCCGCCCCCUCAGCUGGGAGGAAGGCCGGAGUGGAGCGGAGCUGGGGCACCUGGGAGUAACCUGG